ACUAAGAAAGAGAGAGAGAGAGAAAUAGAGAAAGAGAGAGAAAUUCUUCUGGGGUGACUGACUGUGACCCAAAUGGUGAGGAAGUGAAUGACACCGCCGGUAACGGUGACGGUGAAGGUGAAGGUGGUGGUCAACAUUUGACUCUGUUGGCAUUGUUAGUGGCUCUUAUAAGAAAAUCUUUGUUUGGUUUUAAGUUUGGAGAUAAAAAAGGAGAGCAGCAACAACAGCAAAUUUGCUCAAUGGAAAUUGGUUUGCCUACUAACGUGCGCCAUGUUGCACAUGUUACCUUUGAUAGGUUUAAUGGUUUCUUGGGUUUGCCUGUUGAAUUUCAGCCUUUGGUUCCUAGUAGAGCCCCUAGUGCAAGGUGGAACUAUUUUAUUGAGUUAGGAGCGUUGUUUGAAGAUGUUAUAGCUUUAUUGUCUAAAUUUCCGGGGGCAGUUUUGUCCCAUGGGGCUCGCUCUAAGAUUUUAGCGGCCCAUGGUUGGCAAAGCAUGCUCUGCGGUUAGACGAUGAGCUAUCCUGGUUCGAGGAGGUUCCAGCGCCGGUGGCGGACGUGGGCGUCGUGAAUUCAUGAGUGAUUUUAAUCACUUUGUCAAAAAAAAAAAAAAAAAAAA
Molecule: messenger RNA, 614 nt
Organism: Cannabis sativa
Lineage: Eukaryota; Viridiplantae; Streptophyta; Magnoliopsida; Rosales; Cannabaceae
Product: rho GTPase-activating protein 1
Exons: 2
Coding region: 240-506 (88 amino acids)
Molecular function (GO): GTPase activator activity
Source: RefSeq, a predicted model, not a curated record